GCCAACUGCGGGCGGUGUCACGUGACUUGUCUGUCAAGGGACAGCAUGGCGGACAUGUAUGUGGAGCCAGACGGGCUGCUUCGACUGUCCAGCUAACCCCGCCGCGACGAACAUCCAAACCGCGUGUGAAGCCGGGCCGACGGCGCCCGAACAACCUGCAGAAUGGACGAGGAGCAUAAACUCGAGUUCCCGUCUCUGCCCGCGACCAAGGAGGACCAGGAGUGGGUUUAUCCAAUGAGACGAGAAAUGCAGGAGAUAUUACCAGGGCUGUUUUUAGGUCCCUACUCUGCUGCAAUGAAAAGCAAACUGCCAACUCUACAGAGACAGGGCAUAACACACAUCGUGUGUGUCCGCCAAGACAUUGAAGCCAAUUUUAUUAAACCUAACUUCCCUCAUACAUUUAGAUACCUUGUAUUAGAUAUUGCUGACAAUCAAGUGGAAAAUAUAAUAAGAUUUUUCCCUACAACUAAAGAAUUUAUUGAUAACUGUUUAGCAACAGGCGGAAAGGUACUGGUUCAUGGUAAUGCUGGUAUAUCAAGAAGUGCGGCCCUAGUGAUUGCAUACCUUAUGGAAACAUUUGGGAUGAAGUACCGGGAUGCGUUCAGUCACGUCCAGGAGAGGAGGUUCUGCAUCAACCCUAAUGUGGGAUUUGUGCACCAGUUGCAGGAGUAUGAAGCGAUCUACCUAGCCAGAUUGACUAUUAAAAUGAUGUCGCCAGUGCAGCUGGGCAGGUCCUUCUUGCAAGCUGGAAUGCCAGGAAGUCGCAAACGCAGCCUGGAGGAAGACGAAGACUUUGGGACGAUGCAGGUCACAGCAGCACAGAUGAGCUGAUGAGCUUUGCUGAUGUUUAGCCAUCUGGCAUAGUGCACUCUUUUUUUUUACCUUUUUAAUUGGAUUAAACAUGUAAAUACUUCUUUUUUUCUAAGGAGAAGGGGGUGAGGGUGGGAGGGGAGGAACUCUAGUCUGAAAUGGAGUUCUGAAGGGGAAUGGGCUAAUUUGAUAACAAUUUUUUUCUUGAGCUGUAUGCACUGAUGGGAAAUUUUUUGCAGUUUUAUAGUAUUUAAAGCAUUUUGCAUUUGCAGUGGGACAGUAUUGCAAUAAUGCACUUUCAAUACUUGAAUUAGAUGACCAGAAGGUGGCAGUUGACACAAAGUAGUCAGUAUGUCACCCAGGGGUUGGACACUAGAAGAGAAUUACUAAUGCCUUUUUAUUUUGUGAAUCACAGGAUGAUGGACUAAUACCAUACUUAAGUUGGAUAGUAAAAAAAUGGGAAUAUAAUAACUCGCUGCUUAAUAAAAAAAGUGUUGUUCACAUGUUAAAA
Messenger RNA from Betta splendens (Siamese fighting fish), 1321 nucleotides. It is a transcript of the gene styx, whose product is annotated as serine/threonine/tyrosine interacting protein. Gene Ontology annotation, molecular function: protein tyrosine/serine/threonine phosphatase activity; F-box domain binding. The record is from RefSeq and is a predicted model, not a curated record. Gene Ontology annotation, biological process: negative regulation of protein binding; protein dephosphorylation; regulation of ERK1 and ERK2 cascade. The transcript has 11 exons. Gene Ontology annotation, cellular component: cytoplasm; nucleoplasm. Bases 163 to 831 code for a protein of 222 amino acids. NCBI's taxonomy places the organism in Eukaryota, Metazoa, Chordata, Actinopteri, Anabantiformes, Osphronemidae.